This is a messenger RNA of Metarhizium brunneum ARSEF 3297, 1116 nucleotides long. RefSeq lists its product as uncharacterized. Lineage: Eukaryota; Fungi; Ascomycota; Sordariomycetes; Hypocreales; Clavicipitaceae. The record is from RefSeq and is a predicted model, not a curated record.
AUGUCGGAAUCAAAAUCAUGUCUCGAGUUUUUCAGUUUUGGGGUAGAGUUUUGUGCAACAUGCUCAUCGUCCCAGCUUUCCGAGGAGGCCUUCAACGAAAGGUUGGAAAACCAUUACAUCAAUCCUCGCUGGGUUUUACUCCCUGGCACCCGCUGCCAUGACACAUACACACAUGUUCCAGACACCAACGGAUUCUCUCUGACGUACACUGACUUGAGCGCUCCAUACGAAGCUGGAUUCAAGUUGGGAGUUGAGAUGUAUUCUCCGCCAUACUGCGACUUGACUCCCAAGCAAGCCGCGAAAAAAGCAUCAGAGGCCAUCCGGGAUGUGGAAAGAGCCGCUAAUAUCCGCAUCAUGUCGCACGAGGGAUACGGAAUGACGAUCCAUGUUGCUGUCAAAGGCGGCAUACGCUUAAUGGUAGCCCGGAAGGCCGUCACCCUCGUCUUAUUACUGGAAGACCAGCUCCUCAGCAGACUUUGCGCACCGAGCCGUCGAGACCCGAAGAAUUACCACCCCAUUGGAAGCAAGUCGGUCAUUGCGAAUCUUCAGCUGCCAGACGAUCCAUCUGCCCUACAACGCUAUAGCGAUGCAAUGUUGGCGUAUUUGCCUUGGGCGGGAGAGAGGCUCGAAAAAGCGCCGUGGAACGACCACCGAACCGAGCGCUUUCAGAACAUCCUACGUGUGCUCUGGGACGCUCAGGAUAUUACGAAUAUUAGGGAUAUUGUGAGGUAUUUGUGGACAGAGGACAGGGGAAGAUGUGCGUUUACUUUUCACAUCUGCGACCGCGUUCCUGUUGAUAGGAGACAAGUUACGGAGAGGGUGUCGGCGCCGGACUACAUUCGAGGACUGCCUUCGAUGUUCGAGUUUCGAUAUCCAGAGUCGACUUUUGAUCAAGAUUUCAUCAGCAACUGGAUAGAGCUAUCGAAUAGGAUCAUUCAGAUUGCCUGCUGUUCGCCCCCAGAGUUCAGGGGCAUCACGGAGAGCAUUUGGAAAACGCUCGAGGAGCAAGCUGCUCUCCAUAGACCGGCGUGGCCAGCCCUAUUGGAGUGCCUUGGGUUGGGGACUCAAAUCGACUAUUGGAAAGAGAAAUUGGACAGUUAUGGCCAUCAUCAUUAA